ACGGCCGGUAGAUUGUAUACUGAACAGGCAAUAAAUAAUAGUGGGUUCUUGUGUGUUAGAGUGUCAGAUUUCCUGGCGCGGCGCUCCAUAUUAAAUAUAUUAGCCUGCUCCAAACGGUUCUGUUUGCGGUCAUAUAUGCUAAUUGUUGAAGAAAUUAUGAAGAAUAUCGUGGCUAUUUUGUGUGUUCUGCUGCACGUCUCUUCCAACUCAGCUUUGUCAGAGAAACCGAAUGUUCUGUUCAUCGUGAUAGAUGAUUUACGAGCAUCCCUUGGAUGCUAUGGGGGUCCCAUCAUAUCACCAAACAUCGAUCAACUUGCAUCCAAAUCUGCUCUCUUCACCAACACCAUGGUGCAGCAAGCGGUGUGUGGCCCCAGCCGUACAUCGUUCUUGACGGGGCGUCGACCCGACACCACUAGGCUCUAUGACUUCGGGUCUUACUGGAGGACACAUGCAGGCAACUAUACAACCCUACCACAGCACUUCAAAGAGAACGGAUACUUCACAGCGUCAGUAGGAAAGGUUUUUCAUCCAGGCAUUGCGAGUGGUGGUAACGACGACUAUCCAUACAGCUGGUCUGUUCCGGCUUACCAUCCACCGACACAACAAUACCAGGCGAACAAGUUGUGUCCCAAUUUGGAUGGCACGCUUCACAAUAACGUAAUUUGUCCAGUCAAGGUAAGUGACAUGCCACAAAAAUCACUCCCGGAUAUCCAGUCUCUAGAAGUCUCAUCAUCUAUCCUGAAGAACCUAUCCGUAGCCCUACAUCCAACACACAAGCAAGGAAAACCGACUGAAACCGGUCAGUCAUCUCCCGACAUGCAACCGCCUUUUUUCUUGGCCGUUGGAUUUCACAAACCACACAUUCCGUGGAAGUACCCAGAGGAAUUCAAAUCAUUGUACCCGAUCGAGUCGGUUUCCAUUGCAACCAAUCCAUACCGACCUCCGACCCAGCCGGAUGUCGCCUAUGAGGAUUAUUACAAUAUGAGAACUUAUAGGGAAGAUGUGGCAGCUAUGAAUACGAGCUUCCCCUUUGGAACGAUACCACUUCAAUUCCAUGCUCCGAUGAGACAGAGCUACUAUGCUGCUGCAUCCUACAUGGAUUCCAUGGUGGGAAAACUUCUUCAAACCCUUAAUGAAACUGGCUUCUCAAACAAUACCAUCGUCGUUCUCUUUGGGGAUCAUGGAUGGCAAUUAGGUGAGCAUGCAGAAUGGUGCAAGUACUCUAACUAUGAACUGGCAACAAGAGUUCCUUUGAUCGUUCACAUUCCUGGUGUUACAGACAAGCCAAGGUCAUCGCCAAUCAAAAAUGAACUUCAAAAUUCUCUAAAGAUGAAUCAAUCUCAAGGCAAUGUAAAAUCAUCUGCUGACAGUGGAAUGGUUGUUACCGAGUUAGUAGAACUUGUUGAUCUGUUCCCCACACUCUCUGAGCUCGCUGGCAUCACUGUUCCACCUGUAUGUCCUCCAGAGCCUUUCAAUGUCACCUUAUGUUCCGAGGGGUACAGUUUCGCCCCUCUCCUGGAGCCAGUCCAAGGCUCCAACACCAUUCUGCAGAAAGAUGGCAUGGAGAAGUUGACUUCAAAGCGGUACAGCAGAUGGAAGAAUGCCACAUUCAGUCAGUAUCCUCGUCCAGGGGUAACCCCAAACUAUGAAACGGAUCUCCCUAGUCUGGUUGACAUUACUAUCAUGGGGUACUCCAUGAGGACCAAGGAUCACCAUUACACCGAAUGGAUAGGAUUCAAUCCAAAAACCUUCCAAGGUAACUGGACCGAUGUAAAGGCUACAGAACUUUACAUGAAUGGCUUGGACUACGACCAAAACCAAAAUGUUGCUGCUGAUCCACAGUUUAAGGACAUCGUCAAGCAACUCAGCUAUCAGUUACAGAUGGGCUGGCGCGAAAGCUUACCUGUCCCUGCAUAAAUCUCGAUGGAAUGCAUUUAUCGCCCUUCAUCUUAAAAAGCCAAGAAGUUGUCAGAACUACAACAACAUUUAAAAGUAAAAGCCAGAAUGUCUUUCUUUUUUUAAAACCCAUUCUAAAAAAUAUUCCACUUAACAAAAUGCCAAUACAUUUAUGUAACCGAAACAAAGAAGACAAUUUCAAUUACAAUUUCUCAAACAAUGUAUUUGUAAGUAAAUAUAAGUUGGCAUUUGAUUUUGAAUACAAUGUAAUGCGAAAUGAUAUUGAGAAAUGGUUGUAAACAUGCAAACUUCAGCCUUUGGAUUAAAGCAUGGUAUUCCAUGAUUACAGGGACUUCUAGUGUAACCAGCUGUCAACAAUUAUCUGUUGAGACCUGAACUAGCUAUUGUUCACAGUUGCACAAUGUAAACAACCAAAAAUAAUAAAACAAUUAAUAUAUUCAAUUUAAUUGAUUGUGGAACUAUGAAUGUAAAUUAAUGAAUAAAAAAAAGUGUAGUGAAUUGUGUUUAGAUAUUACAGAAUGCCUUGUAGGCGUUACAUAUUAUUUUCUCAUUUAAUUUCACAAUGAAAAUAUGUCAGGAGAGUUGGCAAUGUUGUUUAUAUUUUUAUUUCUUUACAAUUUUAUAUACGUGCAAGGUGUAUAUAUUAUUAAUCUAGAUAUACAUAUAUUGUUAUUUGUAUGAGGUAAUUUUACUAUUGUUUAUUAAUAAUUGAGUAAUCAACUUCAUAAGUGUUUUCCCGUGUUUAUAAGGUGUCAUUAAAUGGUGUGACCACUUUUCAAAUUGUAUAAACUAUGCUCUCAUUUCUAUAUUUUGUUCUUCUAUCUUUCAUCUUCCAAAGUGUAUAUACAUAUUUGGCGCCAUAUGAAAUAUGAAAGCUGAUAUUAAAUGACAAAAAGGUUGGUUUGGGGGGUUCUUUUUGUUGGAAAGUCAAUGUUCAUGUAAUGUCAACACUUGCAAUAAAUUGAAAUAAACUAUUGAAAGUUCAUUCAUAUUGUCUUUU
This is a messenger RNA of Strongylocentrotus purpuratus (purple sea urchin), 2917 nucleotides long. Its product is annotated as iduronate 2-sulfatase. Lineage: Eukaryota; Metazoa; Echinodermata; Echinoidea; Camarodonta; Strongylocentrotidae. The record is from RefSeq and is a predicted model, not a curated record. The transcript is spliced from 7 exons. Bases 136 to 1917 code for a protein of 593 amino acids. Gene Ontology annotation, molecular function: iduronate-2-sulfatase activity.